AUGGACGAUAUAUCAGACGGGCACUCGUCCUCCGCCGCAGCCAUGUCUGCUGCCGCAGCACAGGCUGCCCAUUUCCUUGUCCAGAACCUCUCCUCCGUUGACACAAUAUCUCGCUCCACGUCACCCGGCGUGCCUCUUCUGACCCCGGACGAGGAUGACAAGAAGCGUUACCGCCCACGAACGUUCGCCUAUUUCUCUCAGCUUCCCUUCGCUGUCGAAGAGGACCAUGAGCGCGAUGAGGCCCUGCAAGGCAUUCUCAAGAACCUCUACAUUGCCGUCAAGGCCGAGGACUUUGCGCCCGGUGCGAUGCACUGGACCCGGGAGCUACAAGGAUGGUUGAACCUCAAGUUCGAGAUGGUCCGCGAGCUGCGCGCCACCCUCGCGCAGCUCUACUACCAUCUUGCUCUGGCGCCCGGUCUCGACAGCAACACCGCGGAUCGUUUCACAAAGAUGGUCAUCACUCUGACCAAGAAGAAAACCUACCUGAAACCUGGCGAUGACCUAUACCUCGACUGGCGGCCACUGUGGAAGGAAUUGAAGGGCCUGGUCUUGCCCUCAGAGAGUGCCGCGCACCAGUCGAGUAGGAGGAAGAGCGGAAGACACUUGUUGAGGCUAGCCAUGCACGCGCAGACCUACUUCGACCCAAGCGAUCGCCAAGAGAUGCUGGGAGAAUUCCUGCCUCUGUUCAGCACCUCCGACCUGUCCUGCGCGUACAUUGCAACAGCGGCCAUCAAUGUGCUGGUUCCCACUGCUCCGUCCUUGCCCUCGCAGCCCCUUUCGCAGCCUUCCGACUACCUGCCCACAUACUUCCACUUGUGGUCGCUCAUGACGAGGUCCAAGUCUUUUGACAUAUUCUUCCUAGACAUCUACUCGCGGAUAGCCAGAGACUACCUCAGCUGCACCCACGUACCUUAUACGCAGCACGGGAUAUUUACUAAAGACCAGUCUGACCUCGUCUUCACUGCCAUACUGCGUCUCACGGAGGUCCCCGUCGGUCAGGCUAAUUCCCCAUACACCGCACUUGACUAUUCCAUGGGCGCGGCCGUGUUUCUCGAGAGGGACAAGAAACGACACCCCGUGCCGCACAUUGUCGCUAGGUGGAUCGUACACUCGCUGUCUCCCAAGUGCCUGAAGGCCGAGAGCUCCGUCAUGGCCAGCCUUGAAGGCCUGAUAGAGUCUAUUGACACCUUUUUCCACCCGUCAAAUCAAGGCUCAUGGACCAAUUUCUUGGCACAGUUUGUCUUCUUCCUCACGCACGGCUUCGUAUCCAGAUGGAACCGUGAGCAGGUGGGCGAGCUUGACACACCGGCUGAUCGGAGGAUCAACCCGGAGCUCAAGAAACGUUUCGUCCUCGCGCUCAGAGAGGUCACCUUCAUGGGUCUCUUCGCGAAGAGUAUGAAAGCCGUCAGUUACUACACGAGCACCCUGCAAUGGCUGGCCUACCUGGAACCAGACAUCAUACUGCCUGGUGCAUUGCAAAGAUUCUACCCAAGUCUGCAGGGGCUGGUUGAAGUGCACCGCACAACUUCGAGUUUGAGCGGUCUGAUGAUGGUUGCAAAUGUCAUGUCAAAACACAAGGGCUUCAGGUGCCAUCUCACAGCUUUGUUGGCCUUGGCAUUGCCUGGCAUCGACGCCAACGACUUGGGCAAGACACAAUAUACGCUCAGCUUUAUACAGAGUAUCGCAUACAGCAUUCCAUUCGUGCCACUUGUCAAGGAAGGUUCUGAGGUACGGGACACGGCCCUGGCUGUGCAAUGGGUCCAGGGGGAGAUGGAUCGCAUGGAGCGCGAAGGUCAGGAUGUCCAGAUCAACUAUCAGGAAGAGUUGUCAGACGAGGACGAGGCCAACAUUGUCCGCUCUUCAACGGCAGCCUUUGGGGAGUUCGUUCUCACUUUACUUGGCAAAGUUUUCACUCUCCUGGAGAACCUUCCCGACGCUUCACAGGUUCGCGCCAACUCGCCCGAAGACAAUGUCAUCAACACACUACCUGCAGCCCUGACCCCGCUCUUUGCGUCGUUGUCCCCAGAGCUUUUUGACCAGGCUCUGGAAAAGGUAGCAGCUUUCGUGUCGUCUCACGUUGUUCAUCAGGCCAGAGAUGCUAUGGCCUGGAUCUGCAAUGCCCUCUGCAAGGUCCACCCAGAGAAGACUCUCAAGGCGUUCAUUCCCAUGCUCAUCGUCAACAUCCGUAAUGAGAUCGAUUACAAUGGUGCUGCGUCGGACCGCAGCAGUGGCACUGAUGUGUUGCCCCGGGACCGCGCUCUCGUAUGGCACGUGAGCAUGCUCAGCAUGACUGUCGUUAACGUCGGCGCCGAGGUUCUCAAAUACAAAACAGAACUGUUUGACAUCGCCCAGUACAUGCAAGACAAGUGUCGCGGCAUACCGACCAUACACAUCUCAAAUUAUAUUCACCACUUGCUGUUGAACCUGACUCAUACCUAUUCCGUCGAUACAAAUCUUUACGAACCAGAGGUCAUCGAGAGGGGCUUGGACGUCGACGACUGGGGCAAGACCACGACCCCCGCAGAAUUGACUAUCAAGUGGCAUCGACCUUCCACCGAGGAAAUUCAGUUCGCCGUCGAGCUUUUUGAAUCCCAAGCGCACGGUGCGUCUGAGAGGUUGGAAUCGCUGAUGAGUGACCAAACCCCUGUCAGCCGCAAGGGCAAGAACAAAGAAUGGGGAGACGAGGUAUCGAGGCAGCUCACGCAGCUGAGGCUCGUUAUCUCUGGUGUCUCCGCUCUGUUUGACCCUAAGCGGGCUGCUGGCGAAGCCAACGGCCAAAGGACAGAGGAUGGCAGGAUAGAAGCUGAUGAUGAUACCAUUAUGGAUGAGGACGAAGAUCCCCUAGCUGAAGUUGCGGAUGACGAAGAAUUGAAGCGUCAGUAUCGGUAUCCCUCCGGGUACAUCCUCGACGCGAAGAGUUCGCUGUAUAGCCGUAUUCACGAGCUUCGGGAGGACAUCGGACGGCUCCUCUCCAGAACCCACGGCUUCCUGAAUACCAACGCGGAGGAUGAUGUCACCUGCUUCACCGCUUUGUACGCCACGUUCCGCACGUGGAUUACAGAUGUUGGCAUCGAGAGAUCUGCUCAUCCGCUGGAGCGUCUGUCGAGGUUAUACAAGGCCGAUAUCACUCCGUUCAAGAUUCCUGGCUUGCGCAAGAGCGAUCUCGACAAGCGGCUUCUUCUUGAUCUUGCCGAGUCAUGCACAUCCUCGUACGCAGACGUGCGAAGAGUCGCACAAGGCGCGCAAGACUCGUCGCUGAAGGUGCUCAUCGGCGGUCGUCCCCUGGUGAUUCCGGUUAUCCUCGAAAAAUACCGCAAGGCUCUCCAAGACAACGACCACGACCACAUCAAGGGUGCAAUGUACACUUUGCUAUUCACUUCCCUGACGAAGACCUUGUUGAAAGACUGGCGUUUCGCCCCUGACUUGAUGCGGCUGUAUAUCCAGACGGCCAGCGUUGACAAGGCCUCGAUACAGCGGCUGCUGUCCACCGCGCUCUACCCUCUGCUUGACUUUGGCAAGCCUUUUGAGCGGAUGGUAGUUGUAGACGCCAAAGCUGUCGACACUAUUAAGCCUGCCGAGGAUUGCUCCAAGGUCAUUCAAACAAGGCACGAUUUCAUUCUUGAGCGCAGGAAGCGGGUCGAGGCUAAGAAGGGCAAGCUGGGCCUCGAGCUGAUCGAGAAAGCCAAAGGAGCACAUUGGAAAGUCAGUCUGAAGUGCGCCAUCUUCGCUACUAACAUGGUUCUCCGUUUCGACACCCUCGCGCCCCCUCAGUUUGUCGACCUGGUGGUCAACGGUACAAACGAUGACCACCCAGGCCUGCGAGCCAAUUUCCAGUUGGCCUUCUCGAAUAUCUUCUCGAGCAUUGAUUUGAGAGCUGUUUACAGCCACGAUUACCGGAACUAUCUGCUGGAAGAAGACUCAGACAACGUCAAAUUGGAGAUCGAUGUUCCGUCCAGUGACCCGGAUUGGACUAAAAAGUUCAUCGGCUCCUUUGCCAAGCUCGACGAGGCCCAGUAUUUUGUCGAUGCUGACCACCCUGGAUGGCUGGUAUGGGGCAAGAAAUUCAACGCUUCCAAGGCUGAUCCUGAGCCGUUCAUGGCAGAGCAGGUCGGAAAGCUCCUAACGAAAGAGUGGUUCGCGAAGUGCUUCGAGUUUAUGAAGCAAGAGCCGCGUGAUGCGAGUGCAGACAAGUUCCGCAUGCAGAACGUGAUCCUUCUCAUGCAUGUUUUCGACCUGAUGAACUACGGCGUCACAUCUGUCAAAUUUGAUGACAUCAAGGAGUUGGUCCAGGAUAUUUACGGAGAUGGGAGCGACAAGCACCAACACCGGGCCACGGCAGAGAUCCUAGGCGCUAUGUUGUCAGGCGGCAUCGACGACCCCCGAGAAUACAGAGACAAGGUUUGGAGCUUCGCGGGGCCGAUGAUGCUCAAGAUCUUCGACGAUUCUUUGACUCCAGAGAAUCUUCAGUACUGGAUGACAUGUCUGCACCUGACGGUAGACGCGAAGGAUCCUCGCCGCUCUCGAGAGAUUGUCGAGUCCUUGAGCUCCUUCAGACUGGACAUGUCCUCCAAUGCUGCCUUCAAGGAAGCAGCCAAGGUGCAACUACUCGAGCUCGUCAUCAACGAUGCGGGCUGGCAUUUCCAGCUGGAGAAGCCGAUUUUGGAAGACUUCCUGGCUCACAUUGACCAUCCGUACAAAUCUGUGCGAGAGGCCAUUGGUCGGGUUAUCGCGACGAUCUAUCGUACGCGAUAUCAUGAGUCCUUCCCCAAUGUGACGAAAUUGCUUGAGGCAAACAAGGCGGAGUCUUCUGUAGGCAUUCGACCUUACCAACCAACAACAGAGUUUUCUGCCACUAUCAAGGAGGUUUUCGCUCGCUUAGAGAAGUGGCGGCACGAGCGGACCCCAGGGCAGCAGGAGCCAUCCAGCUACACGAACGGAUCAAAGACAGUGCUCACCUGGCUGGACUCGAUGCUUAGCUCUCAAGAGUGUACUCAGCUUGUUCCGUUCUUCCCAGACCCUUUUAUCGAUCAGCUGCUUCACAUGAUGGAUGUCAAGGAAGACCCAGAGCUGAUGCGGCUGGCAUAUCACGUAUACCGGCACCUGGCCAACAUCUCGUUCCGCGAAGGUGAGGACGAAGCCUUCAUCAAGGCCCUCAUCCGCAUAGGAAGGUCUGCUUCUUCGUGGCACCAGCGCCUGCGUGCACUUGUGAACAUGCAAGUCAUUUACUUCCGGCGAUUGUUCCUAACGGCACCUAAGCACCGAGAGAUGCUCUUCGAAGCUGUGGGCGACAUGCUUUCCGACACACAGCUCGAGGUCCGCGACUGCGCAUCCAACACCCUCGCCGGAAUGAUCCGGUGCUCCCCGGUGUCCCUUCGCACCCCCAUCAUCAAGAGCUUGAUCGAGAGGUUCAAGCAGCAGCUCCGGGACAACCCGAUGCCAAAGCGCAAGCUCCCCGGAACGGACACGCCAGUGGACACCCAGAAGCAGGUAGUACGACGUCAUGCGGCCGUCCUAGGGUUGGGAGCACUUAUUGAGGCUUUUCCUUAUGCUACCCCGCCUCCACCGUGGAUGCCAGAUGUGCUUGCACACCUUGCCAGGCGGCCUGCAACAGAUCCGGGUGUAGUGGGCAAAGCGGCCAAGACUGUGUUAGCAGAGUUCAAGAAGACGAGGCAGGACAGCUGGACGGUUGAUCAGAAGUACUUCACGCCUGAGCAGCUGGAGGACUUGGAAGGCGUUCUCUGGAAGAGCUACUUCGCUUGA
Molecule: messenger RNA, 5760 nt
Organism: Diaporthe citri
Lineage: Eukaryota; Fungi; Ascomycota; Sordariomycetes; Diaporthales; Diaporthaceae
Exons: 5
Coding region: 1-5760 (1919 amino acids)
Biological process (GO): proteasomal ubiquitin-independent protein catabolic process
Cellular component (GO): cytosol; nucleus
Molecular function (GO): peptidase activator activity; proteasome binding
Source: RefSeq, a predicted model, not a curated record